This is a messenger RNA of Prunus armeniaca (apricot), 1074 nucleotides long. The record is from the annotation of a GenBank genome assembly. NCBI's taxonomy places the organism in Eukaryota, Viridiplantae, Streptophyta, Magnoliopsida, Rosales, Rosaceae.
AUGGCUGCUUCUUCUUCUGCUUCAUUCACCUCUCUGUCUCUGCUUCUGGUUUCUUCUCUCUUUGCUUCUUCUUUGUUUUGUGUCUCAGAGGCACAACCUUCUGUCCCUGUGGUUAAAGGGCUUUCGUGGUCCUUCUACGAGUCUAGCUGCCCUAAUCUCAACUCCAUAAUCAGAAAACACCUCAAGAAAGUCUUCAAGGAGGACAUUGGCCAAGCUGCUGGCUUGCUUCGUCUCCAUUUCCAUGACUGCUUUGUUCAGGGAUGUGAUGGGUCGGUUUUGCUGGAGGGAUCAGCCAGCGGACCAAGUGAGCAGGAUGCACCUCCCAACCUGACCUUGAGGGCAAAGGCUUUUCAAAUCAUCAAUGACCUCCGUGAGCUUAUUCACAAGAAGUGUGGCAGAGUUGUCUCUUGUUCUGAUAUCACAGCCUUGGCUGCAAGGGAUUCUGUUUUCCUGUCGGGUGGCCCUGACUAUGAUGUGCCAUUGGGAAGAAAGGAUGGGCUAAACUUUGCAACACAAAAUGCAACCCUAGCAAACCUUCCCCCUCCCACAAGCAACACAAGCAAACUUCUCACAGACCUGGCAAAGAAAAACCUAGAUGCCACAGAUGUUGUAGCCCUCUCUGGUGGCCACACCAUCGGCCUUGGCCAUUGCUCCUCCUUCACUGACAGGCUCUACCCAACCCAAGACCCUACCAUGGACAAAACUUUUGCCAAUGACCUCAAGGAAAUUUGCCCUGCAAGCGACACCAACGCCACCACCGUGCUCGAUAUCCGUUCACCGGACACAUUCGACAACAAAUACUACGUCGAUCUCAUGAACCGCCAAGGUUUAUUCACAUCGGACCAAGAUUUGUACACGGAUAAAAGGACGAAGGACAUUGUCAAGAGCUUUGCUGUUAACCAGACCUUGUUCUUUGAGGAGUUUGUGAAAUCCAUGAUCAAGAUGGGGCAACUAAGCGUGCUGACCGGCUCCAAAGGCGAAAUUCGUGCAGAUUGCUCGGUGAGGAAUUCGGACAAUAAGAGUUACUUGUCCUCUGUGGUUGAAGAGGAUGAGGAGAGCUUGUCUGAGUUUUAG